Messenger RNA from Funneliformis mosseae, 158 nucleotides. The record is from the annotation of a GenBank genome assembly. Lineage: Eukaryota; Fungi; Glomeromycota; Glomeromycetes; Glomerales; Glomeraceae.
AACCAGAAAAUGCUUUAACAACCCAAAGGUAUUACCCAGAACUUUUAUUUAAAAUUGGUGAGAAAAGAGAGGCAGUAAACGGGUAUUGGAUAAAGAAAGCUAAAGCGAUUAUUAUAAUUAGCUUUAGAUACAAACAUUGCGUUUGUAAACAUAUAGAG